UUGAAUUUUCUGGCUGCCAUGGAUCUGUGGGAUCUUACCAACUUUGUCCUUGUGGCUAUUGUCUUAUUCUUGUUUUUCCAGUUAGUAUGCAGCAAAGGAUCUAAAACAAGUGUCCCUCCUGGCCCAACUCCUCUUCCCAUCCUUGGGAACAUGCUACAGUUGGACUCCAAGAAUUUUCUCACAUCUUUAGACAAGCUGGCUGAAAAGUAUGGCCCUGUGUACACGAUAUACCUGGGGCUACAGAGAGUUAUUAUUUUGCAUGGAUAUGAAGCAGUAAAAGAAGCUCUGAUUGACCAAGGAGAUAAGUUUAUAUACAGAAAAUCAUUACCAAUAUUUGAGGAAGUCUUCAAAGAGUAUGGUAUUCUUUCAAGCAAUGGUGAAAGGUGGAAGCAGAUCCGACGUUUCUCACUCAUGACCAUGAAGAAUUUUGGGAUGGGGAAGAGAACUAUUGAGGAGAGAGUCCAAGAGGAAGCCCAGUGUCUGGUGAAAGAGCUGCAAAACACAAAAGCUCAAGCCUUGGACCCCACCUUCAUCCUCAGUUGUGCUCCCUGCAAUGUGAUCUGCUCUAUCCUCUUUAACCAUCGUUUCAACUAUGAUGAUGAGAAAUUUCUGCACUUGAUGAAAAUGUUAAAUGAAAAUUUUAGGCUCUUAAACACACCAUGGAUCAAGCUCUACAAUGUUUAUCCUUCGCUCAUAAAGCACUUUCCUGGAAGUCAUAGGACCAUCCAUAAAAAUAUUAUUGAAAUUAGGGGUUUCAUAAUGAAUCAGGUGAAGGAGCAUGAAGAAAUUCUGGAUCCAAACAACCCUCAGGACUAUAUCGACUGUUUCCUCAUCAGAAUGCAACAGGAGAAAAUGAAUCCAGAGUCAGAUUUCAGCUAUCAGGAAUUGCUGUCUACUGCGUCUAAUUUAUUUGCUGCCGGUACAGAAACAACAGCCACCACUCUAAGAUACGGGCUUUUACUGCUCAUGAAAUACCCAGAAAUACAAGCCAAAGUUCAUGAAGAAAUAGACCGAGUGGUUGGCUCAAGCAGGAGACCCUCCAUGCAGGACAGAAUCAAGAUGCCCUAUGUGGAAGCUGUUGUUCAUGAGAUACAGAGAUAUAUUAGUCUUCUCCCCUUCAGCAUUCCACGAACAACAACUCAGGACAUCCACUUCAGAAACCAUGUGAUUCCCAAGGACACGAUUGUAUUCCCAGUGCUUCACUCCAUCCUGUAUGAUAAAAAAGUUUUUCCCAACCCAUACCAGUUUGACCCAGAGAACUUCUUGACCAAAUCUGGUGACUUUCAGAAGAAUGACCACUUCACACCUUUCUCUUUGGGAAAACGCAACUGUCUUGGAGAGAGUCUGGCUCGGAUGGAGGUGUUUCUGUUUCUGACCACUAUUCUACAGAACUUCACCUUGAAGCCUUUGGUGGAUCCAAAGGAAGUUAACAUCACCCCUCUCAUGAGUGGACUUCUCAAUCUCCCACCAAUUUAUAAAUUAUCUCUUCUUCCUAGAUAAUUGAUAUCUUUUUGGCUGCAAUUUCAUUACUUUGUUCCCACAGCACAGUCAAUUUCUGUUUCAUAUGAUAUUCUUGAUAUUUAGUCUUAGAAUGAAGCUGCUAUCCUCUUCAAGGUAAGAAUAGUGUGUAGAGAGGCCCUGCAAGAGUAUAUCUAUACAAGACAAAAGAACAAUGGAAUCACCACAGCCUAACAUUUAGCCUAAUAUUCUUCUUUGGCAGCAGCAAAGAACUGCAUCAAAGGGAAGUUAUAUGCUCAGUUUAAGAUUUCAUCUCCAAUUUAAAGUUUUGGAAAAUUUGCAAAUUGUCCUUCAUGACCUGGUCAUUGUUUCUAAAUUUUGUUAUGUACUAUAUACAGAGAAAUAAAGGAAUCAUAUCUUAGAAUUAUUUUUAUCCCAAAAGCCUUAUUUUCCACAAAACUGUAAAUAUGUGUAUGUGUAUAUGUAUAUAUGUGAGUAUGUAUACACAUAAAUAUUUUUAUAUACAUGUAUAUAUAAUACAUAUAAAAAAUAUACACAUCUGUCUAUCUCAGUGGUUCUCAAAGUAGGUCUAGAGAAUCCUGGGGAACCCUUUUAGAGAGUCUACAAAUUCAAAAAUAGUUUUUAUUUCCAAUAUGGUAAAUGUCUAAAUAUAAUCCAGAUAAACAAAAAACGCUUUGGAGAGAUCCUCAAUAAUUUUUAAUAGGAUAAAGAAACUGAAACUGAAAACAAAAGUUUGAGAACCACUGGUCUAUCUUAUCUAUCUAUCAUAGUCUACCAUCUCAGAAUCAGGCUUCUAUAUCUGCUUAUCAGUGUUCUAGAUUACUCAUUGAUUUGUAAUGGAGUAUCUCUAUUACCUUCAUCUCAAGCCCUGACAUACUGGAUUCCCUCUCUUCCCAUUAUUAUUAGCAGCAUUAAGGUAUAGUCCCUGGCACAAAACAAGCACUUAAUCGAUGUUUUUUGACUACUUGUUUUGUGCUAGUGAGUAGCCCCAGUUCUAUUUAAUCACAUUAAAUUAAUUUUCUAGAAAGGGAAUUAGCUUCAAAGAUACAGCAAGAUUAAAAUAUAAACUUUACCUCAAUAUACCAGGACAUAGAUUUUUUUUCUACACUACCUUGGUCCCUAAGUAAAAUAGACUUAUUCUUAAAACA
Messenger RNA from Antechinus flavipes (yellow-footed antechinus), 2627 nucleotides. RefSeq names its product cytochrome P450 2C23-like. Bases 19 to 1500 code for a protein of 493 amino acids. Gene Ontology annotation, cellular component: cytoplasm; intracellular membrane-bounded organelle. The transcript is spliced from 9 exons. Gene Ontology annotation, molecular function: oxidoreductase activity, acting on paired donors, with incorporation or reduction of molecular oxygen, reduced flavin or flavoprotein as one donor, and incorporation of one atom of oxygen; iron ion binding; heme binding. The record is from RefSeq and is a predicted model, not a curated record. Gene Ontology annotation, biological process: xenobiotic metabolic process. Lineage: Eukaryota; Metazoa; Chordata; Mammalia; Dasyuromorphia; Dasyuridae.